Aspergillus heteromorphus CBS 117.55 is the source of this 1095-nucleotide messenger RNA. RefSeq names its product 2EXR domain-containing protein. The transcript has a single exon. Lineage: Eukaryota; Fungi; Ascomycota; Eurotiomycetes; Eurotiales; Aspergillaceae. The record is from RefSeq and is a predicted model, not a curated record. The coding region runs from base 1 to 1095 and encodes 364 amino acids.
AUGCCUGACCGUCCCAUCCUCAAGAACACCCACAUGGGACACAUCGACGUGAUGAGAAAAGAGUUCCCCAUCCGGUCUCCUCUCCACUUAACCCCCUCCCCCUUCACUGCAUCAACAUUGUAUGGAUCCACCGAUCCCCAUGCCUCGAGCCUCUUCCGCCUGCCCCCAGAGCUACGCCUUCAGGUCUGGGAGUACACCUGGCCCGAGCCGCGCGUCAUCUCGCACACGAUGACCGCAGUCCGCAACGAAGACGGCGACGACCAAGGCAUAGUCCAUCAUCUCUUCCCCGCCGCACCUUUCUCCGUCUUCGUGGAGACAGACUACUUCCGCAUCCUCAACCACACCGCCAUCCAGCCGUCUUAUCGCGGACCCGUCGCCCUCUGGAUCUGCCAGGAAUCUCGCAUCCACACCUUGAGACGCUACGUUCCAAUCAUCCAUUCCACCCUCCCGAUGGGCUCGUUCUACAUGGACCCGAGACGCGACUCCCUGCUCCUGUGCUGGGACUACGUGAUCUGUCGUCGGGUGCUGGAGAGGGACUAUGGAAAUCAGUUGCGGGUGUUUGAGCAUGCUUUGGUGGAUGGGAACUUCCAGGCGAGGGGGGAUGCGGAUGCCUUUCAGGCGGUUUUGGACGCGAUGGGCUCGGUGGAGACUCAUUCCCUCUCUGAGGCGUUCUGGGAGGCUUGGGGAAGGAAGUUGGAUCGUUGUGGCGUUCGUGCUGCGACCAAGUUUGUGGGUCGUCUCUGCGAGAGAUAUCAUGAGUUUGAGGGGAAGCUUGAGGGUACUUGGGGGCAGGAGUUGACUGAUGAAGAGGACGGGGUUUAUGAGUUCUUGAAUGAGGAGGCGUUUGAGGAGGAUGGUGGCGACAACGGCGACGAGGAGUGGUUUGAGGAGGAGGAAGAUAAGGAGAAGGUGGAUGAGGAGGAGGAUGAGGAGGACGAAGAUGAGGAUGAAGAUGAGAAGGAUAAUUGCACGAACACUGGUCUACAGUGCAAUGAGGAUACCCUCGCGUCGUACUUGACUUGGGCUCCGACCUCGAAUGGAAUGGUUGCCGGUGUGCACUUGUGCGAUGGUAAGAAGCAUAUUGGACAGGGGUGA